Emiliania huxleyi CCMP1516 is the source of this 1513-nucleotide messenger RNA. RefSeq lists its product as hypothetical. The transcript has 16 exons. NCBI's taxonomy places the organism in Eukaryota, Haptophyta, Isochrysidales, Noelaerhabdaceae. Gene Ontology annotation, molecular function: glycosyltransferase activity. Bases 1 to 1311 code for a protein of 436 amino acids. The record is from RefSeq and is a predicted model, not a curated record.
AUGCGGUACGCCUACAUCGUUUUGUACCUCCUCGCGCUCGCCGGCUGGAACUAUGCGACCACAUACCAGGCGUGGCAGUCGCGCAUCAUGUACUACCACUUCGUCAAGCAGCGCAAGCUCGCCGGCCCGUGCGGCGAGAUGGGCGGCUUCACGCGGCUGGUCGCGUCGGAGGGCGGCAAGCCGGACGGGCUGGAGGCGGAGAUGCCGUCCUUCUUCGUGCGGCAGUACACCACCGCCGAGAUUGCGCGCUACGGCCACUUCGGAGUCCUCAACCGCCCUUUCUCGGUUGUCCAGUUCGCGGACCGGGGCGGCUUCGAGGCUCUCCAGGAGCAGUUCGUGUACAUUGCGGAGACCGACCACGUGCUCAUGCGCCCGCUGCCGAACCUGGCGACACUAGACAAGGCCGCCGCUUUCUCCUUCGGCUACAUGCACUGCGGCUCCUCGCACCAGCCUCUGCUCGACAAGUUCGCACCCGGCGUCACGUACUCGGACGUCCAGCCCGUCGGGCCGAGCCCGCUGGUGGUGAGCAAGCCCGUGCUCCGCCGCCUCGCGCCGCUCUGGCUCAACCUCUCGCUCGCCCUCAAGCUCGACCCUGUCGCGGACCGCCGCUUCGGGUGGGUGCUCGAGAUGUGGGGCUACUCGAUCGCCGCCGCCAAGCUGGGGGUUCGCCACGACGUGCUCUCCCACUUCCAGGUCGAGGGCGGCGCCGGCAUCUCCGCGAGGAGCGCGAUAAGCCGAGGCGUCUACAUCUUCCACUACACCUACGGGCUCGAGUACACCCUCGCCGGCCGGCCGCAAGGCUCCGGCACCAUCGGCGAGUGGUCGCUGGACAAAAGGCACUACGGGGGAGCCUACCCGCCGAGGCAGAUGCAGCCGCCGCCGUCGGGCGCCUCGGACGGCACGGCCUGGCUGCUCGAGGCGUGGAACGAGGCGAGCGGGAACAUCUCCACGUGGCCCGAGUCGCUGGCGAUGGGCACUGUCGGAUGGAGGCGUGUCAAGGGGCAGGGAAUCGAUGGCUCUCCCCUCGCCAGCCGCGUGAGUGGCACCGAGUGGAGCUGGGCGGGCAUCCCCGGCUUGGCCUUCCACCCGGGCGGCGAGCUCAAGACUCCGUGGGGCAGUGGCGUGUGGGGCGCCGCCCCGAAAGGCGUUGACUUCCACGACAAGGGCUUCUGCGCCUCCGCCGGCGAGGGGUGCCUCUUUGCAGACUUUGGCGGCGCGCUUCACAACGUCCGGUUCGAGGCGGACUUGCGGAGGUUCGACUCCUUCCGGCUGGGCGACGGGACGAAUGUGAAGGGCGAGAGGAAGGCGUAGCGCAGGCCCUCGCCCGUGGUUGAGAUUGGGUAGCACAGUGAUUGCUCGCGGCUGUCCCUGGGUUGCUAACGUAAACCGUACUUGCACACAGUGCUCUCUGGUUAGGGGUUACAACUCUUGUGCGUCUUGAUGCCGCGUCCCACUCGAUAUGUGUUAGUAUCUGGCCGUGGGCGCUGUUUUGCUGCACACCUUUUAUCCCGAA